Castor canadensis (American beaver) is the source of this 3546-nucleotide messenger RNA. It is a transcript of the gene Ireb2, whose product is annotated as iron responsive element binding protein 2. The record is from RefSeq and is a predicted model, not a curated record. NCBI's taxonomy places the organism in Eukaryota, Metazoa, Chordata, Mammalia, Rodentia, Castoridae.
GGGGGGCCACCUUUGCGAAUCUCGCGGUGUUUGCGCGAGACUGCUUCCUUCCUUCCUCCCUUGCUCGUCCUCCUGCUUUCCUCCCCCUCUUCCCCGCCCGGCUUCCCCCUUCUUCCCACGCCGGUCCCCUCCCCGCAGGGAUAAUAUGGUCUCCGGCGAUGGACGUGCCAAGUGCAGGAUAUGCCUUUGAUUAUCUUAUUGAAACUUUAAAUGACAGCUCACAUAAGAAGUUCUUCAAUGUACCUAAACUUGGAGGCACCAAGUAUGAUGUUCUGCCUUACUCAAUACGGGUCCUGUUGGAAGCUGCUGUACGAAACUGUGAUGGCUUUUUAAUGAAAAAGGAAGAUGUUAUGAACAUCUUAGACUGGAAAACCAAACAAAGCAAUGUUGAAGUGCCCUUUUUCCCUGCCCGUGUUCUUCUUCAAGAUUUUACUGGAAUACCUGCCAUGGUGGAUCUUGCUGCUAUGAGGGAAGCAGUGAAAACCCUUGGAGGGGAUCCCAAGAAAGUCCAUCCUGCUUGUCCGGCGGGCCUCACAGUUGACCAUUCUUUGCAGAUAGACUUCAGCAGAUGUGCAAUACAGAACGCGCCAAAUCCUGGAGGUGGUGACCUGCAGAGAGCAGGAAAGCUGUCUCCAGUUAAAGUGCAGCCUAAGAAGCUUUCCUGCAGAGGCCAGACUCCCUGCCGAGGAUCCUGUGGUUCUGGAGAGCUAGGCCGAAACUCAGGAACCUUUUCUUCGCAGAUUGAGAACACACCCAUCCUGUGUCCUUUCCAUUUGCAACCAGUGCCUGAACCUGAAACAGUGUUAAAAAACCAAGAAGUAGAAUUUGGCAGAAAUCGAGAGAGGCUUCAAUUUUUCAAGUGGAGUUCAAGAGUUUUUAAGAAUGUGGCUGUCAUCCCACCUGGAACUGGAAUGGCUCAUCAAGUAAACUUAGAGUAUCUGUCCAGAGUUGUUUGUGAAGACAAGGACCUCCUCUUUCCAGACAGCGUAGUCGGCACAGAUUCUCAUAUAACCAUGGUCAAUGGUUUGGGGAUUCUUGGGUGGGGAGUCGGAGGCAUUGAAACAGAAGCAGUUAUGCUUGGUCUUCCAGUUUCUCUUGCUUUACCAGAGGUGGUUGGAUGUAAGUUAACUGGGCCACUCAACCCUUUCGUUACAUCCAUCGAUGUUGUUCUUGGCAUUACGAAGCACCUCAGGCAAGUAGGAGUGGCCGGGAAGUUUGUUGAGUUUUUUGGAAGUGGUGUUUCCCAAUUAUCUAUCGUUGAUCGAACUACAAUAGCAAACAUGUGUCCUGAAUAUGGUGCUAUCCUCAGCUUUUUCCCUGUUGACAAUGUGACAUUAAAACAUUUAGAACAUACAGGUUUUGACAAAACCAAGCUCCAGUCAACGGAAAAAUACCUGAAAGCUGUGAAAUUGUUUAGAAAUGAUCGGAAUUCUUCAGAACCUGAAUAUUCCCAGGUGAUACAGAUUAAUCUAAAUUCAAUCGUUCCAUCAGUCAGUGGUCCAAAAAGGCCUCAGGAUAGAGUUGCUGUGACAGACAUGAAAAGUGAUUUCCAGGCUUGCUUAAAUGAAAAGGUUGGAUUUAAAGGCUUCCAAAUUGCAGCUGAAAAACAAAAUGAUAGCAUCUCUAUCCAUUAUGAAGGAAGUGAGUAUAAGCUGUCUCACGGAUCAGUGGUCAUUGCCGCAGUUAUCAGCUGCACCAAUAAUUGCAACCCAUCUGUCAUGCUUGCUGCAGGUCUUCUGGCUAAAAAGGCUGUUGAAGCUGGUCUUCGUGUUAAACCUUACAUAAGAACAAGCUUAUCUCCUGGCAGUGGGAUGGUUACACAUUACCUCAGUUCAAGUGGAGUUUUACCCUAUCUUAGUAAGCUGGGGUUUGAAAUCGUUGGUUAUGGAUGUUCAACGUGUGUGGGAAACACAGCACCCUUGUCAGAAGCGGUUUUAAAUGCAGUAAAACAGGGUGAUUUGGUUACCUGUGGAGUUUUAUCUGGAAACAAAAGUUUUGAAGGUCGACUUUGUGAUUGUGUUCGUGCCAGUUAUCUUGCCUCUCCACCCUUAGUGGUGGCUUACGCCAUCGCAGGCACAGUGAAUAUAGACUUCCAGACAGAGCCUUUAGGUACUGACCCUGUGGGCAAGAACGUUUACCUGCGUGAUAUUUGGCCUAGUCGAGAAGAAGUUCAUCAGAUAGAGGAAGAGCAUGUUAUAUUGUCCAUGUUUAAAACACUAAAAGAAAAGGUAGAGAUGGGAAACAAACGGUGGAAUUCCUUAGAAGCACCAGAAUCAGUUUUGUUUCCAUGGGAUUUAAAGUCUACUUAUAUCAGAUGUCCUUCAUUUUUUGAUAAGCUUACCAAAGAGCCAGCUGCACUCCAGCCUAUUGAAAAUGCCCAUGUCUUACUAUACUUGGGAGAUUCGGUCACGACAGACCAUAUAUCACCUGCUGGAAGUAUUGCUAGGAGUAGUGCUGCUGCUAAGUAUUUGACAAACAGAGGCCUUACCCCUCGUGAAUUCAACUCUUACGGAGCCCGGAGAGGUAACGAUGCUGUGAUGACAAGAGGCACGUUUGCAAAUAUCAAGCUCUUUAACAAGUUUAUUGGAAAGCCAGCUCCCAAAACAAUUCACUUCCCAUCUGGGCAGACGCUAGAUGUAUUUGAAGCCGCAGAGCUGUACCAGAAAGAAGGCAUCCCACUGAUUAUUUUAGCAGGAAAGAAAUACGGUUCAGGAAACUCGAGAGACUGGGCUGCCAAAGGACCAUAUUUACUGGGUGUGAAAGCUGUUUUGGCUGAAAGUUAUGAAAAAAUACACAAAGAUCAUUUGAUUGGGAUUGGCAUAGCUCCACUUCAGUUCCUCCCAGGAGAAAAUGCAGAUUCCUUGGGCCUCUCUGGCAAAGAAACAUUUUCCUUAACAUUUCCUGAAGAGCUCUUCCCUGGAGUUACGUUAAAUAUAAAGACAAGUACUGGAAAAGUAUUCAGCGCGAUUGCUUCAUUUGAAAAUGAUGUGGAGAUAACAUUGUACAAACAUGGAGGAUUGUUAAACUUUGUGGCACGAAAAUUCUUAUAGUAUCUGCUCACUGUGAUGUCUUUUGUGACUGGUAACUGCACGGCCUUUUGUGCUGGACCCAGGAAUCUUUGCCAUGGAGCUGCAAACAGUUCGGUAUACUCACUUAUCCAUCUGUGGAUGUAAAUGAUUAUGAAUCACCGUGGUGACUGCGAAGAAAUCUUGAUUUUAAAUAAUAUACGAAUGGUGCUAUUAACAUUGCUAAAAUCAACGUGUGAAGUGUGUUGUGAAAGAGACCUGUAAGUAUGGGGGGGAAUAUUUUAUCAGACCAUUUUGUAAAUAAAGGCAGAAUUUGAACUUGUGUUGAAGAUUCUUCUAUGAGUAACCUUCUCAAAGUUGUUUGUUUAGUUUUGCACCUAAAAAACUGAACUACUGUUUGUUGGUUUAAGAGUCAGGAGAUUGAAUAUAAGAAGCCAGAUAAGACUGUAAAGUUGUGGAAGGUAGGAUCUGAUUUAUAAAUGGACUUUUUCAAUGAAUUCUUUUUCAGAAUUGAGCUGGA